Molecule: messenger RNA, 951 nt
Organism: Myxocyprinus asiaticus (Chinese sucker)
Lineage: Eukaryota; Metazoa; Chordata; Actinopteri; Cypriniformes; Catostomidae
Product: odorant receptor 131-2-like
Exons: 1
Coding region: 1-951 (316 amino acids)
Biological process (GO): G protein-coupled receptor signaling pathway
Cellular component (GO): membrane
Molecular function (GO): G protein-coupled receptor activity
Source: RefSeq, a predicted model, not a curated record
AUGGACAGCCACAAUGCAAGUGCUGAUGAGCAAAUGCAACUAAUCCAAAUUGACCCCAUCCGGAGGAAAAUAUCACUGGCACUGACCCAGAUCUUUGUGUGGCCCUUCAUCUACCUCAUUUUCGUCAUGCUCUUAAUAUUCUCUAGAAAGCAGACUUUCAGAACAGAGACGCGCUAUAUAUUGUUUGGACACUCUCUGCUGGUGGACCUGAUGUUUCUCUUUCUGACUGAUUUUGUUGUGCUACUGUCAUACAAUGUUGUUUUAAUACCUCUGCGCUUCUGUAUCCCUGUCUGCAUGCUAAUGGAAACAGUCACAUCAUGUGCCCCACUGACUAUCGGUGCCAUGUGUCUAGAGCGUUAUGUGGCCAUUUGUAUGCCGCUGCGACAUAAUGCAAUCUCCACAUCUAGAAGAGCCUUAAUUGUGAUUUUACUGAUUUGGAUCCUGAGCUCCAUAAGCCCCUUUGUUGAUAUGUUUAUCCUUGUUAGCACAGCCUCUCAUGAAUACUUGACUCAACUCACACACUGCCACUAUGAGAUUAUGCUUCCGGAAAGGAUUCGUCGCUUUGCCAGGGGUCUAUUGUAUAUUAUGGGAAUGGUGUUUAUCCUCAUAAUUGAGGUCUUUUGUUAUGUCAUGAUAUUCCUUGCUGCACGGGCAGCCUAUAGUGACAAGAAAUCAGCAUCAAAAGGACAGCGCACCAUUUCCCUGCAUAUCAUUCAGCUUUUUUUGUGUACUGCGGAAGUUAUGUGUCCCUACAUUGAAGCUGUAGUGAUGCAGUAUGACAUUCAAUUAUACCUGACUGUGCGCUUUUUUAAUUUCCUGGCAUUUAGUAUCACUUCCAGAGCAGUAAGCCCUCUUGUCUAUGGUUUUAGAGAUGAGAAAUUCUAUGCAGCUCUGGUUUACUAUAUCAGAUGUAAAGUGAAUGUUAUCUCUGACACAGAUAAACAUACAUGA